Brassica oleracea var. oleracea is the source of this 1827-nucleotide messenger RNA. RefSeq names its product ethylene-responsive transcription factor RAP2-7. Gene Ontology annotation, molecular function: DNA binding; DNA-binding transcription factor activity. Gene Ontology annotation, biological process: regulation of DNA-templated transcription. Lineage: Eukaryota; Viridiplantae; Streptophyta; Magnoliopsida; Brassicales; Brassicaceae. The transcript has 10 exons. Bases 268 to 1632 code for a protein of 454 amino acids. The record is from RefSeq and is a predicted model, not a curated record.
UGAUCUUCCUCUUAAAAUGUGUCUGAAAUGUUCCCUCACACGUCUCCCUCCUCUCUCUCUCUCUUCUCCGUUUAACAGUCUCUCGCCGGCGGUAACUUUUUCCGGCGAUGAAACUUCUCUUUCUCAUUCCUCACCGUGAUUUCUAAACCUCCUUCUCUCUCAUCUUAUCACGUGAUCGUGCUGACCAGUCGAAAAUCAACAGACUUUAUACUGUUUCUUGUCAAUCUUUUAUAAACCUCUUGUAUACUUUUCCGACAGAGACACAAGAUGUUGGAUCUUAACCUCGACGCUGACUCUCCCGAGUCGACUCAGUACGGUGACUCAUACGCAGAUCGGAAAACAUCAGACGGCUCCGGGAACCGGUCAGAGACGUCGACGUCGUCGGUAAUCAAUGCUGACGCAGAUGAAGAUUCUUGCUCGACUCGUGCUUUUACUCUAAACUUCGAUAUUUUAAAAGUCGGAAGCAGCGGCGGUGGCGGAGGAGGAGAUGAAAGCACCGCCGUGACUAAAGAGUUUUUCCCGGUGGCUGGAGACUGUGGGCAUCUACGAGGGUCGAGCUCUAGAGGCUGGAUAGAUCUCUCUUUCGAUGGCUCGAGCCAAGGAGAAGCAAACUUAGUGGCUCCGGCGCCGGCGCCGGCUCCGGUGAAAAAGAGUCGGAGAGGACCGAGGUCAAGGAGCUCGCAGUACAGAGGAGUUACCUUCUACCGAAGAACUGGUAGAUGGGAGUCACAUAUAUGGGAUUGUGGGAAACAAGUCUAUUUAGGUGGCUUUGACACUGCUCAUGCCGCGGCUAGAGCUUAUGAUCGAGCUGCUAUCAAAUUUAGAGGAGUCGAUGCUGAUAUCAACUUCACUCUCGGCGAUUACGAGGAAGAUAUGAAACAGGUUCAAAACUUGAGCAAGGAAGAGUUUGUGCACAUACUCCGUCGACAGAGCACAGGUUUCUCUCGGGGGAGCUCCAAGUAUCGAGGAGUAACGUUGCACAAAUGUGGGAGAUGGGAAGCUAGGAUGGGUCAGUUUCUUGGUAAAAAGUAUGUUUACCUUGGGCUGUUCGACAGCGAAGUAGAAGCUGCAAGGGCUUAUGACAAGGCUGCGAUAAGCUCUAAUGGUAGGGAAGCAGUUACCAACUUCGAGCUUAGUUCAUACCAGAAUGAGACUAACUCUGAGACCAAUAACCAAGGUGGUCAUGACAAGCUUGAUCUCAGCUUGGGAAUGUCUCUUUCCCCCGGGAAUGCGUCAAAGCAAAACGGAAGGCUCUUUCAUUACCCUUCUAAUACUUAUGAAACUCAGCGUGGAGUUAGUUUAACGAUAGGUAAUGAGUUCAUGGGAAAGCCGGUGAAUGCACCUCUUCCUUAUGGUUCCUCGGACCACCGCGCUUACUGGAACGGUUAUAACAAUCCCGUCGAGGGAAGGGCAACAGAGAAGAGAAGUGAAGCUGAAGGAGGAGGGAUGGUGAGUAACUGGGGAUGGCAAGGACCAGGCCAAACCAGCGCCAUGAGACCGCAACCACCAGGCGCACAACCGCAGUUGUUCUCAGUUGCAGCAGCAUCAUCAGGAUUCUCUAAUUUCCGGCAACAACCUCCCAAUGACAAUGCCUCUGCCUCCUCUCUUGGUUACUUUUAUCCACAACCUUAAUUUACGGAGGAGGCUUUAAAACAAUGUGUGUUAUGGUAUUUGGAUUCUUUAUAAAAUGGGAUAUGCUUUUCUUUAUCGUCAAUGUGAAAAAUGUUCUUCCGUGUAUCUUGAGUAAAGGUAAGACUCUUGGAAACUGGAAGGCAAAAGUUUUGUAAAUAACAUAAAAAGUUAAACUAUUGUCGGUAUAUUUACAUA